Messenger RNA from Strongyloides ratti, 1092 nucleotides. Its product is annotated as 39S ribosomal protein L45, mitochondrial. NCBI's taxonomy places the organism in Eukaryota, Metazoa, Nematoda, Chromadorea, Rhabditida, Strongyloididae. Bases 1 to 1092 code for a protein of 363 amino acids. The record is from RefSeq and is a predicted model, not a curated record. Gene Ontology annotation, cellular component: mitochondrion. The transcript has 2 exons.
AUGAAUCGUUUAAGUGCCAGUUUUCCUAGAUUAACAAUACGUUUGAAAGAUUUGACUAUUACACAAGUUGCUGGUGUUCACCAUCAUAAGGAACGUGGUGAUUUAGAAUUGUUCUUAGGUAUUAAACGAUCAAAUAGAGCAAAAGCUAAUAGAAAUACUCAUAAAAAUGAAAGAAUGUUUAGAAGAUUACGUGGACAAAAGACAAUGCUUCUUGAAUUACCUGACGAUGUAAAAAUACGUGAACGUGAAGAAAUGACUCCGGAUGAGCUGCGACGUGACAUGUUGAAAAAUGGAGUAAAUCCAUAUAAGGAUGUAUCUCCAAGAAAUUGGGAAGAACAUCAAAUAACUUUACAGUCGAUAUAUGGAGUUUUAGAUCCAUAUGUACCGCCAAAAAAUCCAAUCUCAUUUAUAAGUUUCUCGAGUCCUUUAAAAAAUUUGGAAGAAAAAGGCAAAGAAAUUUUUGGGAGAACGAAAGGAAGAUUUCAUAAUUAUAUGAAUGGUACUCGUCUGAUUAAGAAAAAAGAGGGUUAUGAAAAAUUUAAUGCUCGUGAGUGGGCUUCAAAAAAUGCAUUAAAUAUUUAUAAGAAUGCAUAUGAAUCAAUGAUGAGUAGAAAUGAAAAAGAAAUUUGUGAAUAUGUUACAGAACAUGCUUUUUCUAAAUUAUGGCCAGAUGUUGAAAAUGGUAGUAUAUUUUUCGAACUUGUUGAAGAAACGAAACCACCAAAAGUUGUUUCUGUUAGGUGUUCCGAUAAUCCACAAAACUCGGGGAAUAUGAUUGCACAAGUUAUUGUUCAAUUAUGUACAAAACAAAAAAUUGCUGUUUUUGAUAGAUUUGGGCAUUUAAUUCUUGGUUCAAAAGAUAAAAUUAAAGAUGUUGAAGAAUAUAUUGUAUAUGAAAAUCAUAUUGCUGAUACAGAUGGUAAAUGGAGAUUGCACGAUAAAGUUUAUCCAUCAUUUGCUGAUAAUGUAAAGGAAAUUCCUUUAAUUACAAAGCUUGAAAAACCUAGCAAAUCUAAAGAAAAGUCUUUGGAAAAUGUUGAAUCUAAGAAGUCCAUUGAUAAAACGGAAGAAGAAAAAAAAGAGGAAAAGUAG